Molecule: messenger RNA, 5953 nt
Organism: Mya arenaria
Lineage: Eukaryota; Metazoa; Mollusca; Bivalvia; Myida; Myidae
Product: fibrillin-1-like
Exons: 38
Coding region: 92-5953 (1953 amino acids)
Cellular component (GO): membrane
Molecular function (GO): calcium ion binding
Source: RefSeq, a predicted model, not a curated record
AUUCAGCACAAAAUUCUUGCUUAUAGCUACUUGGGAAAAUCUUCAAAAGGGUCAAGGUCAAAACGUAGAUCAAGAGUCAGUUACUUUUCAAAUGAAUUUAGCUAGCAACGGAUCUUAUACAUUUGCACUGUUUACCUACGGAAAUGAAAGGAUUAUGUGGAACAUGGAAAAAAAGCAAGAUCCGAAAAUCUGGAUUGGCUUUUAUGCCGAAAAGAAUAGAUUUUAUACUCAUCCAUUUUCUUUUUCAAACAAUGCGUUAAGAAUGGACACAGUGGAAAUUGGUCAAUCUGAAAAGCUCAAAGGUGUUUUGUUGCAGCCAUUAACGCAAUAUGGGAAGACAAAACCAAACUAUGAUGUUAACUGUAUAUCCUGGUACAACAGAAAUAGUCAUGAAAAGUUUCGUAUGAAUCAAAUUUCGUCGCUCCUUCCACAUUGUCCUUGUGACAUAGACCUUGGAAGGUUUGACCCAUGGUUCUGGAAUCUUCAGAAGUAUAGAUGGCAUGGACAACAAGGCUACGGAUGUGUUGAUAUGCUUCAACGACCUGACAGUAUAUAUACCCAAUAUGGCAAGUCAUGCUGCUAUGACCUGAAUACGAGACUUUUGGUGUUUGAGCGACCGUACGCCGGUUCAUUUAGAAUGUUCAACCCACAUAUACUUACCAACGAAAAACAACAUUAUGAGAAUGACAUUCUUCCAAAAGAGUGGUGCUGCAACCUAUCGGAUUUUUGUAACCUUUAUUAUGAACUUCGUCCAACUGGUUCCUGUUACAGAAAAUCACCAUAUUCCUUUGGAUCGUUUUGGGGUGAUCCGCAUUUUCAAACACUAGACGGGAUGAACUUCACUUUCAAUGGUCUUGGAGAAUUUACCUUACUUCAGAUUGAGACAGCAAACAUGAGUUAUUAUCUUCAAGCAAGGACUACACGCGCUGUAAAACAAGAUGGAAAUGUCUCUGACGCGACUAUUUUCAGCGCUUUUGCAUCUAUGGACGAUACAGGGGCGAAUAUCCAUGUUGAAUUAAACCAAGCAAAAACAGGUCUGGCCAUUUACGCCAACAAGGUCGACAUGUCAGGUCAAUUUCAAGAUAAUCCUAACUUCAACUUAUCGAGCAAUGGAACAAUUCGUUUGGCCAAAAAUGGAGGAUCCUUGUUCGCUGUCUUUCAAAAAAGUGGAAUUGCACUUAACAUUUCUGUUAACGUAGGGAUGUUAUCGCUAAGCACAAUUGUUCCUGACACGUUUAAUGGGGUCACAAAGGGACUUCUGGGAAAUUACGAUGGUGAUCCUACAAAUGACUUUCAGAUGCCGAAUGGAACUAUUUUGAGCGCUAACAUUACAGAAAGAAAAGUGUUUGAAUAUGGAAAUCUCUGGGAAAUUAUUAACAACGCAUCAGCUUUCUUCUAUCCUGACGGAAGGUCGCACGAAGAUUAUCACAAUAAAACUUACAUACCAAUGUUUUUGGAUGAAGCAGAUAAAGAUAAAGUAAAAGAUGCCGAGAAAGUGUGUGGUGGAGCUCAGAAUUUGGAAUGUAUCUUCGACUACGUCUUUACGGAUCUUAAGGAAGUUGGUGAAAUGACGAAUGCGAUAAAAGGGCAAGUGGAAUCCUCAAGGGAAGAAAUUGCGGAAGUACUCCCGUUUUUGCAAGGUUGUUCAAAUCUUAACAUUACUAAAGGAGAAAGCAUUUCGUGCAAGUUAAAUCAUACACAAAAUGAUAAUAUUUACUUUCUGAAGAACAAUAUUGAUGCCGUAUAUCAUAAGGCGAACUCAUCUUUAUCUUUUAUUUACAAUGAUUCAUCUGAAUUUGAGCUAAGUUUUGUAGCCAAAAAUAAGCAAAACCGAUCCUCCACGGCAGUAAACCCUCAUAUUCUCCUCUGUACGGGAUGUAACGGUCGCGGUCACUGCAGUGGAACUCCACAGGGAAACGCUUCAGGAAAUGGGCAGUUUCAGAAGUACACAUGUAUAUGUGAUACUGGUUACGAAGGUUUGGAUUGUGAAAAAGAAGUCGACGGAUGCGCAGCGGAGCCAUGCUCUCUUGGCCGGAACUGUAGUAAUCUCAGCAUAGAACAACAACGAAAAGAAGGAAGGGCGUAUAAAUGCGGACCGUGCCCUGAAGGGUUUGUUACAGAUGACAACGACACCUGCAUAGAUGUUGAUGAGUGUUCGACUGACCCAACCAUUUGCGACGUCACCUCCACCUGUCAAAACACUGUCGGUAGUUUCGAAUGUAUAUGCAAUACCGGAUACAGAAUGGAUGGUAACAGUAAAACUCAAUGCAAUGAUAUCAACGAAUGCGACGAGGCGUUACACAACUGUACGCACAAGUGCAACAACUUUGAUGGAGGGUUUAACUGCUCUUGUCCACAAGGCUACAACCUUAACCAAACGGCCUGGACAUGCAUUAAAAAUUCAACUUUUGAUUGUGUUGAAUGCCAUAACGCUUCUGGUUGUGAAAUAAUACAGGGCGAAACGAAAUGCUUUUGUGUGGAUGGGUUUGAACUAGAUGACACUGGCACGCUAUGCAAAGAUGUGGACGAAUGCACCAGAGGUGUGUGCUCUCAGGGCUGCACAAACACAAAUGGGAGUUUUCACUGUUCCUGUUUUGCUGGGUUCGAACUUGUUGACCGUGCAAAUUGUGAAGAAUGUAGAACCAACAAGUGGGGUGUUAACUGUACAAACGAAUGCCAGUGUACCGGUCAAGGGGCCAAUUAUUGUGAUACGGUGAAAGGCUGUAUAUGCCUAUCUGGUUGGGAAGGCGCAACAUGCAGUGACGACAUUAAUGAAUGUAACCGGACUUACGACAUGUGUGGAGAUGUGAGAAAGGAGUGUGAGAAUAAUCCGGGGUCCUUUGUCUGUAAUUGUAUUAAUGGCUUUGUUGAAAAUGAUGAAGGGGUGUGCAAAGAUAUUGAUGAAUGUAGCAAUCCAUUAACACAUAACUGUGACCCCGAAAUCGAGCGAUGUGAUAACACAAUAGGCGGAUUCACGUGUAAAUGCGUGAAUGGCUACACAAAAAAUGGUUUCUCUUGUGAAGAUAUAGAUGAGUGCACUCUGAAGACUUCCGGUUGUGAACAAAUGUGCGAAAACAAGCCUGGAUCAUACAACUGCUUUUGUUACUUUGGCUACAAGCUCAACGAUGACAGAAAAACAUGUAAAAAAGUUGAUGACCCGUGCAAACAGUUCUACAACAAGACGUGCGGUCACUACUGUGUGAUACUUAAACCACAAAAUAAAGCAGAGUGUAGAUGCUCAGAAGGAUAUCGUCUGAUGAACAAUGAAGUAUCCUGCGAAGAGGUAAACGAAUGUGCAGAAUCUCCUAACGUCUGUGGCGAAAAUGUCAUAUGUAUUAAUUUGGAAGGAUCGUUUCAAUGUAAAUGUCAAUCGGGAACUAGACUGCAAAACGACGGCAUUACAUGCGCAGGAUGUGAAUGCAAUAUCGGAUGGAUGGGAGAAAGCUGUGACGUAGACAUAGAUGAAUGUGCCGCCGGAACAAAGGAAUGUGAUAAAGAAAACACCGUUUGUAUCAACACGCCUGGCGACGCCUUUUGUGUCUGUGAAGGAGGGUUUGUGUUGAAUGAAUUAUUUUCAGAUAUCAAUGAAUGCAGUGAUAGUAAAAUGAAUACCUGUGUGCAAGGGUGCGUAAACACAAUUGGGUCAUAUAGGUGUGAAUGUCACAACGGGUUCAUCUUGAGAAAUGGAUCAUGUGAAGAUAUAAAUGAAUGUGAAAAGCACAACGAAUGCGAUCACUGGUGCGAAAACACAGCCGGAAGUUAUCGGUGCUCGUGUAGAGGGGGAUACAAGCUCGAUCUAUCAGACAGGAGGUCAUGCAUACCUGAUGAAGAAUGCAAUCAAACAGAAGGAGGAGACAAACAUUGUGAAGAAAACCAGCAUUGUUUGAUUCUGGACGGAAAUCAAACAUGUGAAUGCCUCCCUGGAUUUGAAACUUUGGCCAAUUCUUCUUCCUGCAAAGACAAAGAUGAGUGUACAGGCGAGGCCAGCCCUUGUGAACAGACUUGCACAAACACUAAUGGCAGUUUUGUUUGUAGCUGUACUGCAGGUUUUACUCUGUCCAGUGACACAUUUUCCUGCAUGGAAUGUGAGGACGGAUUCCACGGUGACAAUUGUACGUUAAAAUGCACUUGUUCGAAACAAUCGACCGAACGCUGUGAUCCAAAUUCAGGGAAUUGCACAUGCAAAAACGGCUGGUCAGGAAACGAUUGCAAGGACGACAUUGAUGAAUGUGAAAACAAAACAAUUUGUCAAGACAACUCAUAUUGUUCAAAUACAAACGGCAGCUAUCGAUGUAUUUGUAACAAUGGAUAUAUUAAGAACAGUGCCGGAAUAUGUACAGAUUGCAGAUCAGGUAUGUUCGGACAAAAUUGCCAAAACACAUGCGACUGUAUUACUGAGAACACGGACCUGUGUGAUCACGUGACGGGCGACUGUAAAUGUCAACAGGGUUGGUCUGGAGGUAAAUGCACUGAUGACGUUGAUGAAUGUAAAGGAAGAACUGAUUAUUGCAGCACAACACCUAACUCUAAUUGCAUUAACUCAAUUGGUAGCUACAAAUGUGAAUGUGACCAGGGAUUCUUUGAAAACGGUCCACGUUGCGAUGAUAUCGAUGAAUGUACACUAAACCAUAACUGUACUCUCCCUGGCCAAGAAUGUGUAAACAGGCAAGGAAGCUACUCCUGUGAGUGUAAGACGGGGUACAAUAGUGACGGUCUUUCAUGCAUAAUGUGCAGCAACAGUACCUAUGGGAACAACUGCUCCUUGCUUUGUACCUGCAACGUAACUAACACGGAGGUUGUUUCGGACUUUCAAAGUUGCCAAACUGAAAACGGACAGUGCACAUGUAAACAAGAAUGGGAAGGCAAAGAUUGUGAUAGGGAUAAAAAUGAAUGUCUGAACGACACAAUUUGUUCAGGGGUUGAAAACGCUGGUUGCCAUAACUUGCAUGGGAACUACUCUUGUGACUGUUUGAGAGAUUAUGAACAUGUAAACGGAACCUGUAUUAGGCAUAACAAAACAGCAGAGGUGUGUGAGGCGAACUGCAACCAUUGCGUGUUAAAAGAUGGAAUAGCCAUUUGCAGAACGGAACCAGGCAACUGGACUCUAGAGAUAGUAGUAGGAACUGCUAUUGGAAGUGCUGCUCUUCUGAUAAUACUGAUGCUUAUUUUUGGUUGUCUACUUCGACGGUGGAGAAAUGGACAAACUGAGAAACGACUUGGCGCCAGGGCCGGACCAACCUCUGUGAGUAAGGAAGGAAAGACUGACAGGGGCACUUACCUUGGCAAGAGUGUGAACGGCCUGUCUAUCAGCAAUGUACGAUUGGAAGAAGGUAGCGGGCGCUACGAAGGACGAGUAGAGGUCAGCAUUGCCGGUAUAUGGGGAACGGUCUGUGACGACGGCUUCGAUAUGAAUGAUGCAAAGGUCAUCUGUAGGAUGUUGAAUAUGAGCGCCACUGCAUUUUUUCAUCAAGCACGUCGCGGUCAAGGCUCUGGACCUAUAUACUUACGGAACCUGGCCUGUAGAGGUCACGAGACGAGUAUUAACCAAUGUUCGUACGGCACCGACGUCAGCGUUUGUUCACAUUCAGAAGAUGUAUCCGUCAUUUGCUCAGAGUGUGGAGAGGCGAACGUGGUUCACGGAGAGAUAUCCAAUUAUCAAAACAAGACAUUGACAGUGACAUGUGACGAAGGAUAUGACCCUCCGACUAUUACACUGUAUUGCAUCGAUGGCGGCUGGAAUGGAAACGCCACAUGCAUCGCAGCUGGCUAUCCGUUGGACAUUCAUGAUGUUCGCCUCGCCCCAGGUCCCUACCAUGGAGGGGUAGAGCUGAAGGUCAACAACACAUGGGGGACAGUCUGUGGAAACGGAUUUGGUUCCUCCGAUGCCGAUGUGAUCUGCAGAAUGUUUGGGCUCAGGUAUGCUUGCAUGUCAGCAUAUGCAUUGAGGUUUUAG